AUGCUUGUACCUUACCCGACGUUCGUACCUGACCAGACGCUCGUACCUGACCCGACGCUAAUAUCUGACCCGAUGCUCGUACCUGACCUGACGCUUGUAACUGACCCGACGCUUGUGCCUGACACGACGCUUGUACCUGACCCGACACUCGAACCUAACCCGAUGCUUGUACCUAACCCGACACUUGUACCUGACCCGACGCUCAUACUUGACCCGAAGCUCGUACCUAACCCGACACUCGUACCUGGUCCGACGCUCGUACCUGACUCGAGGCUCGUUCUUAACUUUACGCUUGUUCCUGACCCGAUGCUUGUACUUAUCCUGAAGCCCGUUCCUGACCCGACGCUCGUAUCUAACCUGACGCUCGUACCUAACCCAACGUUAGUAUCUGACCAGAUGCUUAUACAUGACCCGAUACUCGUUCCUGACCCGAUGCUCGUACCUAACCCGAUGCUCGUACCUAACCCGACGCUCGUAUCUGAGCCGACGCAUGCACCUGACCCGACGCUCGUACCUGACUCAACGCAUGUACCUGACAAGAUGCUUGUACCUGACCCAACACUUGCACCUGACCCGACGCUAGUACCUGAACUGAUGCUCAUAUCUAAACCGAAGGUUGCACCUGACCCGAUGAACGUACCUACCCGACAGUCGUACCUAACCCGACGCUCAUACCCGACCCGACGCUCGUACCUGACCCAACGGUUGUAUCUGACACGACGGAAGUACCUGACCCGACGCUUGUACCUGACCCAAUGCUCGUACUUGACCCGAUGCUCGUACCUGACCCAACACUAG
Messenger RNA from Procambarus clarkii (red swamp crayfish), 798 nucleotides. Its product is annotated as soluble scavenger receptor cysteine-rich domain-containing protein SSC5D-like. Lineage: Eukaryota; Metazoa; Arthropoda; Malacostraca; Decapoda; Cambaridae. The record is from RefSeq and is a predicted model, not a curated record.